Molecule: messenger RNA, 246 nt
Organism: Paramuricea clavata
Lineage: Eukaryota; Metazoa; Cnidaria; Anthozoa; Malacalcyonacea; Plexauridae
Source: the annotation of a GenBank genome assembly
AUGUCGCCAAGAACUUACCGCCAAAUAUUGUGGCUCCUAUCUCUGGCCGUCCUAAUACUUCAUAUAUCAUCAACGGAGGAGACGGGGAAACCAGGAAAACUAGACACGUAUUGUGGCAAUGAUUUCGUCUCGGCGUGGAGAGAAUGUUGUGGUGGGCGGCAUCCAACUUGCAUCGCGGCAGCACGGGCCAGCGUACAACUAAACCAAGGAAGAAAGAAACGAUUUGCUAUGGAAGGUACAACACAG